Molecule: messenger RNA, 486 nt
Organism: Kwoniella shivajii
Lineage: Eukaryota; Fungi; Basidiomycota; Tremellomycetes; Tremellales; Cryptococcaceae
Exons: 7
Coding region: 1-486 (161 amino acids)
Source: RefSeq, a predicted model, not a curated record
AUGGACAAGAUCAAGGAGCGAUUCACUAUUCUCGGUCAAAAGAUCGAAGCUGCUGAAAGUAGAGCAGAGACAGCUGAAGGUGAGAACAAAAAGCUCAACCAAACCCUGCUUGAAAGGGACCAAGAAGUCGCUUCCCUCCAACAUAAACUCUCCCUGGCAGAAUCAGAACUUGAGAAAUCAGAAGAACAAGUCAAAAGUCUCAAAUCAGCUUCUGAAGAAGGUGAAUCUCAUAGAACCACAGGUGAAAAUUUGGCUAGAAAAGUACAACUUUUAGAAGAAGAAUUAGAUAAAGCUGAAAAAGAUUUAAAGGAAACCACUGAAAAACUCAGACAAGUCGACGUUAAAGCUGAACACUUCGAAAGACAAGUUCAAAGAGCUGAACAAGAGCGAGAUGAAUGGGAAAGGAAACACGGAGAAGCAGUCGAGAAAUACCAACAAUCCAAGAGAGAGCUCGACGAAGUUGUCGCUCAAAUGGAAUCUUUGUAA